Geodia barretti is the source of this 3025-nucleotide messenger RNA. Lineage: Eukaryota; Metazoa; Porifera; Demospongiae; Tetractinellida; Geodiidae. The record is from the annotation of a GenBank genome assembly.
CCGCUAGUUUCCCAAACCUCACUGACCUUGUCCUGUCCGCCGGUGUAGAUGUGGUUUUAUAAUAGGGAGUUGAUCACUGGCACCGGUGGAGCUGCCAUGGCUCUAAGUAGAAGUGGACUUUUCUUUCUUCUGUUUGGAGCCCUUUGCUCUGCGCAAGAGAUAGUCCAUGGUCCUCAGAACAUAACUGUCUUCCUUGACCUGGCAGGCUCCUUGUUAUGUGAGACGAAGGGUGGUACCUAUACUUGGGUUAUCAAUGGAACAUUGCCAUCGAAUAUUCCAUUUGAUAUACUCAGUGACAUGGUACUGUCAGACAAUUACACCAUCACUAACAGUGGUAGUAGAAUCAAUAAUCUAACUAUUCGAGCCAAGGAUGGGUACAGUGGCACUAGAUUCCAGUGCCGAGUUGUAAAUCCUCCUAACCCUCCAGCGCUGAGCGAGAGUGCCUUUUUGAAGAUCCAAGGUCUGUUGUCAGCCCCAUUGAAUUUGAGAGAAACUAGCAAUGCCAGCUCAGUGACCAUCUCAUGGAGUGCUCCAUUCUCUCUUGAUGUGACUGGUGUUGAUUCUGAUAUCUGGUACUCUGUCCUCAUCUACAAUGUGACAGAUGAGAACAACCCAACAGCCAUCCUCUGUACUGACUGUAUCAAUAUCACUGAGACACACUACACCUUCUCUCCUGACUACCUCAGUCCUCGUCAUGUGUACAACUUCUCUGUCAUCCCUCUGAAUGGAGCUGGCCAGGGAGAGAGCAGUCCCAGCAUUACUAUUACUAUUGGUCCACCCUCAGCAGUAGGUGGUUUGAGUGCCGUCAGCAAUGCCAGUUCAGUGACCAUCUCGUGGAGUGCUCCAUUCUCUCUGGAUGUGACUGGUGUUGAUCCUGAUAUCUGGUACUCUGUCCUCAUCUACAAUGUGACAGAUGAGAACAACCCAAAACUCUUUGAAAAACAUACUAUUACCACAAGUUAUACCUUCGCUCCUGCUGGUUUUAGUCCAUGCCACAAGUAUCUCUUCUCUGUCAUCGCACUGAAUGGAGCUGGGAGAGGAGAGAGCUGUCCCAACAUUACCACUGGCACACAACACUGUGAUUUAUCCACAGUAAUCAACCCGAGCUCUACUGUAAAACACCCUGAAACCACUGUACCGACAGGAGGUGAAGGUUUGAGUCCAAAGGAUUCAAAAUCACUAGCAGGACUUGCUAUUGGACUAGCGGUAGUAGGAGCAGUUGUUGCAGUUGUAGGUUUCACGGUUAUGGUAUUCAUCAUCAUCCUUAUCCUGAGAAGAAGGCGAAAACACCCGGUGUUUGAUGUUGAGCCUAUGCGUUUGAGUGAGUUGGAAGCUAAGCAACAUGAAGAAGAGGAGUCGGAGGCUAGGAUGGAAGAGGAUGCUGCUGUUGUCCCACAGACCACACCGAAACAUACUGCAUCCACUCAAUCUUCUCAGCCAAAACAUAAGAAAGAAAAAGUUGAUGAUGAGAAAAGGCAUCUAUUAAGCAACAGUGUUUCUGCCUCUGCUGAUACAAGCACUGCCUGUGAUACAAGAUGGGAAAAUGGACCAGAAAACGAUGCAGGAGGCAGUUUAGCAUUGACCUCUACUGCAAAAAUCACUACUCGUUACCAGCUACAGGGCCGGGGAAAUGCUCCAAACUCUGACAUUCCAGCUGUAACACCUGACAAAGGUGUGCCGGAGAGUAAAGAACAGGGAGAAGAAGCCACUCGUGUGGUGGUCACAUCAUCAGGGGUGCCACCCUCUAUGCCAGAGGACUCCAGAGUCCAGUACCAGGAGAUUGACAUCAGAGCUACUCAGAAAAUGUUGAGACCUACUCCCUCCGGAAAAGACAGUGGCGCUAAGGAUGCUACCAUUAAACCUGGAGGUCAAGAUCCAGAUGUUGACCAGGGUGCAUCAAAUAAAGGAGUGUUUGAGCAGACACCAGAAGAAUCGACUCACUCACAAGACAAUGUUUCCAUUGUUGUCGUAAGCUUCACUCCUUCCCAGAAGACUGAUAGUCAAGACAACUCAACUAGAGGGUCAAAGGUUACUAUCUCCAAUGAGCAUAGAGAGAGUAUUGAGAGUGAUGCUCCACCAUUGGUGAAAGAUUUUCCCAGUGAAUGCCUUAAUAGCGAAGACGGCAGUAGCAAAGUCUAUGAAGACAAUACCGAGAUUGAGGAGGAGGCUAAAAACCAUGGGUUGUUUUCCUCUGUAGAGUGCACAGACAAGCAGAGCAAGAGUGCCAAGGUUGCACUGGGAGAAAAGGAUUGUGAUUUGUCUGCACUCAGUGGAGCUGAGCGUAGUCCCACUUUUCCUCCUCUUGCCUGUAAGGCCAUGUACAUCUUGUGUGUCCAUGCAUGUGCACAUGUGUGUGUAUUUAUGCCGAGUCUUUGUGGUGUGUGCAAUUUAUACAGGCCUUACUGACCCUGCCAUUCUCACUGGAGGAGAUGGGAAGGUGGGUUGUAAAAGAAGCACAACUUCCCUUGCUGUAUGCUUUGAGUGUUCCAGACUGAGUGUUUGGGAAUGCCAUGAACACAUGACAUGCAUAUACUGUACAUGUAUAGCAGUAACCUAGUCUUGCCACACUUGUUCAUGGACAUUGCCCUUCCCUGCUCAUACAACUGGUAAAUGCAGGCACUGGAGUUAUCCGCACCAACCCUCACUGAUGGAACCCAAGUAACUGAAGGUGAAAGAAAGGUUCUGAAGGUGGGGCAAAAGACACGAGGGUCUUCCACCUCACGGAAAUCCCAUCGAAAGAAGAAGAAGAAGCGAGGCUCUCCGUCGCCCCCCACUAACGAACAUGGUCCCGGACAUGAAUGUGAAGCACACGACCACUCUCACCCGAGGACCAAGACUAGGAAGUCAUGUGGUAACUUGCCACAAGACUGACGAAUACUUGUGUACUGUAGUCUACCGGAACUUAGUCCGAACCUUUGUCCGUUGUACCAGUAGAUAAACUGUGUGACUUUUUAUAGCUACGUAGAUGUUUUCCUCAACUUUUUUAAAUGUGGAUAUUAUUGUAUUGCUUUGAUAGAAGUGCUAC